Salvia splendens (bonfire salvia) is the source of this 3282-nucleotide messenger RNA. RefSeq names its product protein LNK1-like. The coding region runs from base 1306 to 3123 and encodes 605 amino acids. NCBI's taxonomy places the organism in Eukaryota, Viridiplantae, Streptophyta, Magnoliopsida, Lamiales, Lamiaceae. Gene Ontology annotation, biological process: regulation of DNA-templated transcription; circadian rhythm. The transcript has 8 exons. The record is from RefSeq and is a predicted model, not a curated record.
GUCGGAGACAUAUCCGAAGCUGAGCUCGGUGACGUGCGAGGUAUGGCGGGGGUGUAGAAGAAGUCGCAGAGGACGCCGUGGGGGGCGAAGGAGCAGAGGUCGUCGGGGAAGAAGCGGCGCCAGGGGGUGCCUGGGCUGACGGAGUCGAGGAUGCGGUCGAAUUGCCUGCCCUUGCACGUCGUCGUCCACUCGAGGACGAUUUUGGCGGAGCUUGGGGAGGGGUAGUGCGGCGGCGGUGUGUAGGCGGUAAGGACCGGCGGCUGGCCGUAGGUGAAGGAGAAAUCGUGUUGGAGAAGGAGGUAGGAGCAUAGUGCGGUGGCAGUGAGCUGGAUUGGUUUGGUGAGGGAGGAGGAAGACCGAAGGUGAUGGUACGGUAGAGCUUGGCAGCGGAGAUGUUGGAGGGGGGAAUUUCUGUCAAAAAUUUGACGGAACCGUCCAAAAUUUGACCCGUUUUUAUUUGUGAGGGACCGAAUAAUUCAAAAGAUAAUGUUUUGGACCAAAAUCAAAAAAUCAGGACCAAAAUGGGACUUUAGUCUUCUUCAAAUUUGUAUAUUUGUUUGAAUUCAUUUUUAAAUGCCCCUGCUCAAUUAUUUAAUUAUUUGCUUAUACAUAAUUUCCCCCUCUUGAUUUUAAUUCUUGACUUCGCCCCUGAAUAGAGCUGCUAAGAAAUUGAAAUUGAAAAUGAGGAGAUUGAAACUUGGUGACGAGUUUUUGCUUGUUUCAGCUGAUUUUUAAUUUUUGGAUUUACCUAUUUAGAAAAUUUCAGUCGUAUUGACUUCAUUUUGUUCUUGUAUGUGAUUCCCGAUGCUAGAAAACGGAUGAACUUGUUCUGUUGGAAUUCAUUUUUCUUGGUUUAAUUUGUUGAUAUUCGUUCCUUUCUUGUUGUUGUGGUAAAUCCUUUUAUCUGUUUUGGGAAUCAGGCACUUAAUAUGUAAUUCAUGAAGUGAAUUCUAAUAUUUUAGUUUCAUUGUUUUAUGCGGGUUCUUUGAUGGAGGGAAAGGGAAGAUUCGGAACUAAAUAUGAAGAAAACAACGUACGGUCUGACUGCAGGCUGAGGAUUCAAGGAAUGUCAGACUUGUUCAUGCCCGAGUUAUUACAGCUAAAAUUCUGUAACUGCUGGUACAGUGUGUAGACAUCGCUUGGGAUGAUUUCUUCCUGGAUGAUGAUCGUACAGUGCCCCAUCAUCGUUCCAAGAGGCCUACUGAUCAUCUCACUCUAGGAGAAAACAACAAGAGAUGCCGCUGUGAAGUAGCUAUUGUUUCGAAUAAAACUGGAGGAUCUGCCACUAAUUAUGUUGAUCAUAGAAUGGAGAAGAGUGAAAUUUCACCUCUGAAUAAUACUAUGUUGGAGAACAAUUCAUGGUCUCCCAGAGGUCCAUUCAUUUCUGGAUCAGACAAUGAACUGCACAAAGAAGCAUCAAGUUUAGCUUGUGAUAGUACCACGCUGUUGCCUCAUGGCUUGAAGAGCAACAAUAGUGACUUAAAUAGUAGUGAACUGCUUAAGCACGAUGUGAUUCUCAAUGAAAACACCAGUCUAGUUGAUAACAGCCCAUUCAGUUUUCCGAUUGGUGAUGUAAAUCAUACUGGCAAUGAUCAUAGUUUCUUUGAACAUGCUCAGAACAAAGAUUCUAGUGAUCUCCUGUAUGGUGGUUGGUCUGAAAUAGAGAACUUUGAUGAUAUCGACAGGAUAUUUAGAAGCGAUUCAACGUUGGGCCUUGGGGUGUGUAAAGAAGAUGAGUUGAGUUGGUUAUCAUCAGCAGUUUAUAUAGGUGGGCCCGGGGAUGCUCUAAAGUCAGAUGCUGAGUUCCCAUUUCCUGAUCCAAGUAAGGUGAAAACUCUUUCAGAGAAUCGUGACUUCUCAAACGGGAACUCCCCAAAUAAUUUUCCCAUGACAGAUACACCCAUUAGAUACAAGGACUGUUCUUGGAACACGGAAAAUUCUGAUUCUUAUACGUCUUUUUUGACUGGGGCUGAAACUGAGGAUAGCAAAGAUGGGUUCGUCCCCCCGGAGCAGGGAAAAGGAUCCAAUGCUAAUACACAGCCCGGAAUUUCAACUAGCAGCCAUUCCAGAACAGGCAAUCAUGCAGUGACCAGUGAGCACAAAAAACAGAUCAAGCCCCAGAGUCAAUCUGAGGGUAAAGAGCAUUACCUUGAAAAUGGCCUUCCUCAGAUCAGUGAUCUGCAAAAGGAAAUCAUGAAGCCCUAUUCUGGCUUGACUUCAGACGAGGCUUUGAUUCACAUGCAUCAACAGUCGCAUACUCCGGCUUCUGAUUCAGGUAGCUGUUUAGAGAAUCCAAUCUCUAGCAUCCAUAUAAAGGACAGUCAUGUGUCUGAUCCAUCUUCUGUAAAUCUGGAUCAAUCGAUGGUCAAAUCUGAGACCAGUGAUUUGGAAUCCAUUUCUUCAAGGGAAUCCCACCUAGCAUCGCGCCAAUUGCAAUAUAUGGAUGGUUUUCCCGGCCCUCCUUUUAAGGAGCCUGCUUUAGUACAAUGUGGACGAAGAGAGAAACUGGAGAGUUGUCGAGGUAAUCUUCCUGUGGAACUUGCCAGCCUCAGAAAUGGAAGUGUGGCCAUGCAGGCCACGAUCUCUGAUCCUGGCUUAGUAGGGAAAUAUGAGAAUCACUGUGAUCUUCAAGGAGCCAGCUCGGUUACUGCAACAGAAAUGGGUUCCUCGAAUAUGCAAGAAAGCUCAACAAUUGUUCCAGAUUUGGAUGAUAUUUCACUGGAAGCAGCUAGUUUUCGUCAGCUCCAACUUGUUAUCAAACAGAUGGACUUGAGGACAAAGUUAUGCAUAAAGGACAGUUUGUACCGUUUGGCUCAGAGUGCUGAACAAAGACGCAGGAAUCCGAACCUCAACGAUAGCUUUGGAGAUGAAAGAGAUGCUGGUGGAGCAUCUGAGGCUGAAGGAACAAAUAGGUGCGCCAGUUACAUGGAUAUAGAAACAGAUACGAACCCUAUAGAUCGCUCCGUAGCACACUUACUCUUUCACAGGCCUGCAGAUUCAUCUACCACUCCUGCCCGCAGCUCAUUUAGUUUGAAGUCGUCCAGUAUGGUUAAUGGGUCUACUGCAAGUCUGCCUGUAUCGUCCGACAGUUUGGCGAGCAAAGAAAAGGUGUCAGAGGUGUAGAAGGAGCAUACGGCGGCUGAGAGAAUGUAAAUUAUCUUGCCUCAAGUGAAGUUAGAAAGUGCCUUAGAUUUCCUCAUAUUUUGUUGUAAUACCCCUACCAUGAUUGUGUGCUUGUAUCUGUGUUUUUUUCUUUCUAUGAAAAAUAAUUUGUUGUGCUAA